Phoenix dactylifera (date palm) is the source of this 1983-nucleotide messenger RNA. NCBI's taxonomy places the organism in Eukaryota, Viridiplantae, Streptophyta, Magnoliopsida, Arecales, Arecaceae. The record is from RefSeq and is a predicted model, not a curated record.
UUUUUGUCCAACCAAAACACUCUCCUCUCAGCUAUAAAUAGGAGGGCCAUCGCCUGCCACUCUCCACAUUUAGACAUUAAAGAACUCCAAACCAAUCCUGUCCUCCUUCCAAUAGUAAGAAGAGCAGUAGUAUCCGCUCUCUCUCUCUCUCUCUCUCUCUUCCUCCAAUGAGAACCCAGUUGAUGACCAGCCUCUUCUUACUCAUCUUGUGCCUUGCAGCUCAUAACCAUGCCCCAUGGCCCUUCCUCUUCCUCCUCUCCACUCUCUCUCUCACUCUACCGCUCUUCUUCGCCGCCUGGCUCGUCCCUGGUGGCUUUGCAUGGCACAAGUACUCGGGGAAUGCUCCGGUAGCCCCCGGCCCGAUCGGGUGGCCGUUGCUCGGCAGCCUUCCUCUCCUGGGGCCGCUCGCGCACCGCAAGCUGGCGAGCCUAUCGAAAUCCCACCGUGCGAGCCGCCUCAUGGCGCUCAGCUUCGGUGCAACGCCGGUGGUCGUCAGCAGCCACCCCGACACCGCUCGGGAGAUCUUGUGCGGCGCGGCAUUCUCGGACCGGCCGACCAAGGUGUCGGCCCGGCUGCUCAUGUUCGAGCGGGCCAUCGGGUUUGCUCCCUCCGGUGAGUACUGGCGGCACCUCCGUCGCAUCGCCGCCGGCAGCAUGUUCUCCCCCCGGAGGAUCGCAGCCUCAGAGACCCUGAGGAGUGCAGUGGCUGAUGGCAUGAUAGAUAGAGUGCGCAGAGAGAUGGAAGAGACGGGGAUGGUGGUGUUGAGGGGAGUGUUGCAGAAGGGCUCCUUGGAGAGCAUGGUGGGGAGCGUAUUUGGAAGGAGGUCGCUUGGGGAAGUGGAGGGCAAGGAGUUGGCUGACAUGGUUAAGGAAGGGUAUGAGUUGAUUGGGAGCUUUAACUUGGGAGAUUAUUUUUCCUUGGGUGGCCUCUUGGACUUGUAUGGGGUGGGAAGGAGGUGCAAGCAUCUGGCUUUGAGGGUUAAGGCUCUUAUGGGUAAACUUAUAGAGGAGAGAAGAACCCAUGGUGAAUUCUCCAAGCAAGAUGACUUCCUAAGCUUGCUGCUUGCUUUGCCAAAGGAAGAGAGUCUUAGUGAUUCAGAUAUAAUCGCAGUGCUUUGGGAAAUGAUAUUCCGGGGAACGGAUGUUGUUGCCAUCCUCUUGGAAUGGAUCAUGGCAAGAAUGGUUUUGCACCCGAACAUCCAAGCCAAGGCCCGGGAGGAGCUCGACACCUUCGUCGGCGAUCGAUCUGUGCAAGAUUCAGACGUGCCGAAGCUCCGGUAUCUUCGGGCCAUUGUCAAGGAGGCCCUAAGGUUGCACCCACCUGGCCCACUUCUCUCAUGGGCCAGGCUAGCCAUCCAGGAUGUCCAUGUGGACAAGUUCUUGAUUCCAGCAGGGACCACAGCCAUGGUGAACAUGUGGGCCAUCACCCAUGAUGGCUCCAUAUGGAAAGAUCCAUGGGCCUUUCAGCCCGAAAGGUUUUUCGAAGAGGAUGUGAGCAUACUAGGUUCUGACCUGAGGCUCUCGCCAUUCGGUUCCGGCCGGAGGGUCUGCCCUGGGAGGGUCUUGGGCUUGACCACGGUCCACUUGUGGCUAGCAAGACUUAUACAACAGUGCAAUUGGACUGCUAAUCAUCCUGUCCAACUGUCGGAGUGCUUGCGCCUUUCGCUCGAGAUGAAGAAGCCAUUGGUUUGUCAAGCUGUCCGACGAGAUCGCUCAAGAUGAAGAAGCCAUUGGUUUGUCAAGUUGUCUGGCGAGAUUGUGUAGUGAAGUAAAGCAUGCUUGAUUGCUUGUCGUAAUGUAUCGAUAACACAGGAGGAUGUGAAUGUGAGAGUGAGGGUGGUGUAUGUUGUUGUAUUUAUUGUCCAAUGUGGUAUUUGAACUAGUUUACUUAUGAGUCUUCAACUUGAACAAUGUUAGACUCCUAUGGUAACCUUUCAAAGACAUGGGAAAUCAAUAGCUAAGAUGCACCAUUCUCUUGUUUAUA